This is a messenger RNA of Poeciliopsis prolifica (blackstripe livebearer), 2607 nucleotides long. RefSeq names its product PHD and RING finger domain-containing protein 1-like. Lineage: Eukaryota; Metazoa; Chordata; Actinopteri; Cyprinodontiformes; Poeciliidae. The transcript is spliced from 8 exons. The record is from RefSeq and is a predicted model, not a curated record. The coding region runs from base 50 to 847 and encodes 265 amino acids.
CUGGCAGUGUGGUCAUUGUCAUUCUGUUACUUCGCUUGAAGAAACCAUAAUGAAUAAACUCGUCGCUUUAAACUCAGCUGAUGGAGAAACUGUUGACGCCAUAGUGGAUAAAUGCUACAUCUGCCUUUGUCCAUUUGAGAAGCAAACGGUGGGCUCAUUGGAUCAAUGCCCUCACUUUUUUUGUUUUCAGUGCAUCUACCAGUGGUCUCAGACAGCCAACACAUGCCCUGUAGAUCGGAUCAGCUUUGCUUUUAUCCACCAGCGACGGUGUCCUGGAGGGGACAUUCAGAAGAAGUUAAAAGUGAUGCCACGCAGAAAUGAUGAUGAGACUGAAGAGGACUGGAGAAACAUAGUAAUUUGCGAGGAAUGUGGGCGCAGCGGCCGCACAGACCGACUGCUGGUUUGCAGACUCUGUGACUCUGGGUAUCACAUGGACUGCUUAACGCCGCCUUUAGACAUAGUCCCUGAAAGAGACUGGAUGUGCCCCGAGUGUGUGAUCACUUCUAAGAACACAGAGAGCUUUAUGGCAGAGGAGGAAGACAUCAGUGAUGGAGAAGUCACAGACCUCCUUGCUGACAUGGACCAACCUCCGUCUACAAGUAGUCGCCUCCGGGCAUCCACUGUGAAUCGUUCUAGCAACGUCACAGAAAGACGGUGGAGCGUGAGGCUCCAGAGCAGAGGAGAAAGCACCAGUCUGUAUCGACGCCCGGAAACCUCAUGGCAUGUUCCUAAGUACCUUAUAUGUGCAUCAAAGCCUCCAGUAACAACUGAAGGACCUGAAAAUCUUCAAGGUGUCAGUACGACUUCAGACAAAAAGAAAAAGAAAAGAAGAAAGACUGUAGCUUGAAGAACCAACAAGGGAAGGAGGUUUUUCAACAUUCAGUGCCUGAGAAGACUUACCUUGUACCCAGAAAUGGUACCAGCAUAGGUGGCCACAAGAUGGCAGCAUUGCGUCAAGAUGUUAAAAAGACUGAACCUGAAUGAACCUUUUUGUUUAGUUUUAAUACAUUUGUUAAAUCUGCAGCUUUACUUUUUUUUCAACUUUUCAUUCUUGUUUUUUUUUUUGUGUUUUAUUUAAUGCUAUUAAUAGACUUAUCAACACUCAUCCUAGUAUAGUCUUCAACUUUACCCCUCAAUUGGUGCCUUUUUUGCUUUUGCUCUAAAAUUUAUAAAAAUAUUUUGACAAAACAAAACAUCAUCAGACUAUUAUCAGAUCCAGUUUAAAUAUUUGUGUUUUAAACUUUGUGACUUUUAAGACUACAAAAGAGAAGAGGACUUGUACACUAUUGGUCAAUUAUGAUUGAUGGAAGAGAUGGUUUGAUCUUCCUCCUUAGCCCUCUGCUACUGGAUCCACAAUAAUGAAUUCUUGUUUUCAACUUCUGUGGGGUAAUUUUAACCAAUUACCCCCAGAAACCACCUGUUAGUUAAUAGUCAAUUUGCAAACAGUUUGAUCUCAAACAUUUGGCAAGGCAUUGAAUGAACAGUGAAGGGCCUGAUACUCAGCCACGUGAAUUUUAAGAUGCAGUAAAGCCCCUGUGGCAUAGAUAUCAGAUCCCUAAGGUUGUGGGGAGUCAUCAGACUCCAAUAUCAAGCAAGCCCUGUGAUCUUCCUUCGUCUCAUUGCCUAGCAACGCUCGUCUCUGUGUUUGCCCAUAAUCUCCUGGAGACAUGCUCACAUCUCCUUUGAACUUAAAUCUGACCAAUGAAGUCCUCAAAGUAUCAUUUGAUGAAUAAAUCAACUGCACAUCAAGUGGUUAGCAAAAAAAAUGUCUUGCGAGGUAAAAAAUAAAUUAGAGAAAAUCUUGUGAUGAUAAUAAUAUUGGUGAAAUUAUUCAAACUCUGAUGUAGCUUUGUUCAUGUGGACGGCAUGUGUGUGUCUGUUUUGUUUUAGGAGAUGGGAAGUCAACAAGCCUGUAGCUCUUCCUGCUCUACUUUCUCUCAAAAUAACAUCUGCUGGAAAAACAACUGUGGUUGACUUUCUUUGGCCAGUUUAGCAGAAAUGAAUGAAUACGAUGUGCUGGACAAAUCAUAAAGCAAGAUGUUCCAUCAUCUGAACUGAUACAGAAAAUGUCCCUCUUUUCUUAGUACUUUGAAAAAACAGACAGGAACUCCUGUCUGCUCCUCAAGCUGUUGUGAGACUAAUUUGUUUUUUUAACACCAUAGAAACAUUUGAAAAAAACACAAAUUUCUAAUUUGUAAUAUUUUAGAAGAAAUACUAUCAAACUGGUUGAGCUAUGUGAAUUCAUCCAUUAAUGCCAGGUGUCUGCAUUAAUAAAAAAAAAACAGUAAGUUGGCCUUACAUACAUUAAUUACAGGACUAUCCUGUAUAAUAUAUAAAUAAAUAAAUAUAUUUAUAUAUUUUAUUUUAUUUUUUUGGGGGGGGGUGUUGUGUGUCUUGUGGGUCAUCUAUCAUCAAUUGACUUCACCAAUUCCUGACAUUUCAGUGGAGAUACAGGCCUUAAGUUGCAUUCAUAAGCAUCUUAAACCCUUCAAUUGGGUUUCUGCAGUUGCCUGUUAUACAUAAAAAAUAAUACAAAUUUAAAUGUGUAUUGUGGAUAUUGUGCCCCACUCAAGUUAUUUUAGCAGCUUAUUGUCUGAAUAAAUUGUA